GAGCGCCCGCCCGCUAUGUCCAGGAAGAAGACCCCCAGGAGCAAGGGGGCCAGCGCGCCCGCUGCCUCCGCGCCGCUCGCCGCCAACGGGUCCCGGCCGGCGCGCCCCAUCGGGCCCCCGCCGCCCGCCCGGCCCUCGCUGGGCGGCGGCGACUUCUACGACGUCGCUUUCAAGGUCAUGCUGGUGGGGGACUCAGGCGUGGGGAAGACGUGUCUGCUCGUGCGCUUCAAGGAUGGGGCUUUCCUAGCAGGGACCUUCAUCUCCACCGUGGGCAUCGACUUCCGGAACAAAGUUUUGGAUGUGGAUGGCGUGAAGGUGAAGCUGCAGAUCUGGGACACAGCUGGCCAGGAGCGGUUCCGCAGCGUCACCCACGCCUACUACCGCGACGCCCAUGCACUGCUGCUGCUCUAUGAUGUCACCAACAAGGCCUCCUUUGACAAUAUCCAGGCCUGGCUGACCGAGAUCCAAGAGUAUGCCCAGCAUAAUGUGGUGCUCAUGCUGCUGGGCAACAAGGUGGACUCUGCCCAGGAGCGUGUCGUGAAGAGGAAGGAUGGGGAGAAGCUAGCCAAGGUGAGCCAGGGUAGGUGGGUGGCCGGGGGUGUCUGUCCCUGGGGCUGUCCCCACCAGGCUGGCAGCGGCUGUUUGCAGGAGUACGGGCUGCCCUUCAUGGAGACCAGCGCCAAGACAGGCCUCAACGUGGACUUGGCCUUCACAGCCAUAGCAAAGGAGUUGAAGCAGCGCUCCAUGAAGGCCCCCAGUGAACCCCACUUCCGGCUGCACGACUACGUCAAGAGGGAGGGUCAAGGCACCUCCUGCUGCAGACCCUAAGCCUGGCUGGGCAAUGCCACUGCACAUCCUCUGGGAGGCCCCUGCAAGGCCGAAUGGAGGGUCUACAGGGUCCCCCUGGUUUAGUCACCCCAGGGUGUCUGUUUCUUGGCUCCCAGACAGACCGAGCCUUGCCUUUCUCAGAGCCUCAGUCCCAGCGGGCUUCUAGGAGCCACUAGGUCUGCAGCCCCGCUAACUUGCUGCUGCCCGAGGGCCUGGCCAAGGUUGGGCAGAAGAGCCGUGGUCUUCUGUACGGGGGGGGGGGGGGGGGGGCUCGCCAUGCACAGACGGUGAGGGGUGCCAGUCCCAAGCCGCGGCGCCCUGCUGCCCCCUCCUAAACACGCCCAGCUCCGAAGCCAGACCCCAGUGCCAGCACGUGUACAGUGAGUGCCUAACCCCUUAGAAAGCCAGGUCUUCAGCUGCGCACGUGCCCAGGCAGGGUAAGGCAGGACUGCUGUCCACGCCUGGGGCAGAAGGCUUCGCCGCAAAUCAUCGCAUCGUGCAUUUGUGCCGCAAGGACCAGAGCCAUCUGCUCCCAGCUCACCUGCCAGGAGACUCUGGUUCAGACAUCAACGGGUCUUCCUUCCACACGACCUUGAAGAACGCCACGGUUGUGGCUUUGUGAUACAGAACAGCAUGUGGGAAAUCACAGAAAAGUCAGAGAGAACUGCCAGCCCCGGGGAGGCCUGUGCUCAGUCAGGGCAAGCCAGGGGGCUGGUAGCACGCUCCACCUUGUACGGAAAUCUUCAAGUCAGUCUUUAGAAUAAGAGCCUUUGUUUUCAGUUCUAGUGAAUAAAGUUGUGUUUUCUGGA
Messenger RNA from Canis lupus familiaris (dog), 1637 nucleotides. RefSeq names its product RAB26, member RAS oncogene family (gene RAB26). The record is from RefSeq and is a predicted model, not a curated record. Gene Ontology annotation, cellular component: Golgi apparatus; endosome. Gene Ontology annotation, molecular function: GTP binding; GTPase activity. NCBI's taxonomy places the organism in Eukaryota, Metazoa, Chordata, Mammalia, Carnivora, Canidae. The coding region runs from base 16 to 828 and encodes 270 amino acids. The transcript has 8 exons.